Messenger RNA from Boeremia exigua, 1059 nucleotides. RefSeq lists its product as uncharacterized. The transcript is spliced from 2 exons. The coding region runs from base 1 to 1059 and encodes 352 amino acids. The record is from RefSeq and is a predicted model, not a curated record. Lineage: Eukaryota; Fungi; Ascomycota; Dothideomycetes; Pleosporales; Didymellaceae.
AUGUCAUCGGAUACAGAGGAUGAAGAAGACGCCGCGAUAAAAACAGCUCUAUACAAACGUCUAGAGUUGACAGAAAAAGAGAUUCGAGAAGUUUGCCUCGUCAAAAUCCUUCCAGGCAGAGCGCCUGGUGACAUCGGAGUUUCGAUUCGCAACGCGACACCAGAAGACAUAGGCAAAUAUUGUUGCUUGUCAUACGAAUGCGGCCCCCAAGAUGAGGACCUGCUACGAAACAUCUUGAUCAUCAAUGAAUCACAAGGGACUUCCAGCCCUGGCGCUAUCGGUCCAAAUUUGUACAGUUUCCUCGAAGUUGCGCAGAACGAAUUGAGCGGGAGCAAAGCGGCGAAUCUCAUCGAUUUCCACUCAGAAUUUUGGAUCGAUGCUUUGUCUAUCGAUCAAGACGAUACAGAGGUGAAGAAUCGUGAAGUCGCGAAAAUGGGGAAAAUCUAUGCCCAAGCUUCCAAAACGGUGAUCUGGCUCGGUCAUAUGGGCGAACCUGGACACAAUUGGGAAGCGGAACACAAGAAUAACAGAGUAAAACUCUUGAGGACUGUGGAUGCUCAAACAUACUGGAAUCGGGCCUGGAUCGUUCAAGAAGUCGCGCUAGCCCGAGAGCCUGUCAUUCUAAUGGGAGAUUGCGCGCUACCGUAUGACGAAAUAUAUGACAUGGGAGACAGCAAUGGCGAUCUAAAGAUCGUUAGCUACGUUAGUAUGAUAAAACUUGUGAUCAUGGACGGCGGUACCUGGCCCUUGACAUCUAUACUGGGUCUCCUCUCGGGACACAGUUGCAAGCUUGCACGCGAUCACAUCUACUCGAUCAGGUCUUUAGGGGACGAGUACAGUGCGAUCUCUAUUGACUAUGACACUUCGAAUGCAAAAGUCAUUCAUCAAUUAUUCACCGCUUUUCCUGAGCAACUGUUUCGCCAAUGCUCAGCCUCCCAUGAGACGCAACACAAUUUACUCGAUGCGGAAUGGGAAAGUACCACAGAAGGAUCUUCGCAAACUGUAUGUCAACUGGAGAUCAUAGAUUUUCAAUUACCGAGCAUCCAGCUAAUCACCUGA